Molecule: messenger RNA, 876 nt
Organism: Medicago truncatula (barrel medic)
Lineage: Eukaryota; Viridiplantae; Streptophyta; Magnoliopsida; Fabales; Fabaceae
Product: phospholipase A2-alpha
Exons: 4
Coding region: 210-683 (157 amino acids)
Biological process (GO): phospholipid metabolic process; arachidonate secretion
Molecular function (GO): A2-type glycerophospholipase activity
Source: RefSeq, a predicted model, not a curated record
AAAAAUAAUACAAUGACAACAAAACAGUCACGAGAUACUACAAAACAAACAAGACACCUGCCACAAACCAAGCUUUCUUUCAGACACUUUUGUUCUGAAAUCAAUCAAAUCUUUUUCAUUUGAUCUCUCUUCUUUUUCUUCCUAUAAAUCACAAACCAAACUUCAAUUAACUUCACUUUCUUGUUUUUCUUGUCUUUCCACACACACACAUGAAAAUAAACAUGGUUCUGAUAAAGUAUUUUGCUCUAUUAUUUUUCACUUUUGAAUUCAAUUUGUUAACCAAUCAUGUUUAUGCACUUAACAUAGGUGCUGAAACCACUGGAGUAGCUGUUUCAGUUAGCAAAGAGUGUAGCAGACAAUGUGAGUCAAGUUUCUGCUCAGUGCCUCCAUUGUUGAGAUAUGGAAAGUACUGUGGACUUUUGUAUAGUGGAUGCCCUGGUGAAAAACCUUGUGAUGGUCUAGAUGCUUGUUGUAUGAAGCAUGACCAAUGUGUCACAGUCAAAAAUAAUGACUACCUGAGUCAGCAGUGCAGCCAAACAUUCAUAGACUGCAUGGAAAAAUUUAGGAACACGAAGGCUCCUACAUUCAAAGGAAAUACAUGCCAAGCAGAUGAUGUUAUUGAAGUAAUCAAGAUUGUCAUGGAAGCUGCUUUACUGGCUGGAAGAGUUUUACACAAACCCUAAGCAGUAAUCUUGCCUACUAAUCAAGUCUUAUGGCAUGAAAAUAAUUCCUAUUUUUCUUUCUUUUGUUUUUAGUUAUCUUCUCACUGAAUUAAUCAAACUCUAAUGCUUUAUUUAUUCACAAAGAAUGCUAUUAAUAUAUUCUUUUCACUGUUUUUGUAAACUCUUUAAUUCUAAAUGGAUUUUUUUUUUCAUC